Messenger RNA from Aspergillus caelatus, 1161 nucleotides. RefSeq lists its product as uncharacterized. The transcript has 2 exons. The record is from RefSeq and is a predicted model, not a curated record. NCBI's taxonomy places the organism in Eukaryota, Fungi, Ascomycota, Eurotiomycetes, Eurotiales, Aspergillaceae. Bases 1 to 1161 code for a protein of 386 amino acids.
AUGAAGCAAAUAAAAGGUCUCCUAGCCAUGGUGCUAGGUGUCAUUGAGCGUGUUAUCCAGUACAUAAUUGGUGUCGAUGACAAAAUGCUGUAUUCAUUGGACCAUGCCAUUCUUAGCAUGGAAGUCCCCCCUAGAAGCAUGUGGAUGAACAUGGGAUAUUGGAAGAAUACGAGCUCUUUUACUAAAGCUUGCGAAGCACUCUUAGAACAAGUCCUCAUCGCUGCAAAGCUUCUCAAUGAAGAUGGCACACCCAUCAAAGCAUAUCACCAAAACAUUGGGUUGGUUGAUGUUGGGAUUGGCUGCGGCGACCAGUCCUUAUACCUGACAAGAAGACUCUCUAGCGUCAGUACUGACUCCGUCACUACUACCUCUUCCAAUGGGAUCAAGACAGCUGUCGAUAACGGUAGCGGUGUCCAUAGCAGCGAGAUGAGGAAGAGACGAGGGUCGAGCAAUCACGAAAGCCGACCGCUGUUCGACUCAUACGUGGGCGUGACUAUUGAGCAAUCUCAAGCAGAUUUUGCUCAAGAAAGACUCUCAAAGAACACCACAGGGGGUUCCGAAAUUUCUGCAACUUGGACACCAGAUGUGAAAAUUUUUGCCGCCGACGCAGCGGAUCCUUCGUCUUGGGGGAAUGAGCUUCAGCAAGCUGCUCUGGGCAACUCUGGUCAUGCUGAGAGCAAGAAUGAAGCCACUAGCACGGAUAUAGGGAGCGAGAAGACACAAAGGUGGCUGCUAGCCCUAGAUACGAUGUAUCACUACAAGCCGUCUCGAGACCCGUUGCUUAAAUAUGCAUGUCGAGAUAUGCGGGCUUCAAUCAUGGCAUUCGACCUUCUGAUCUCGGAAUCUGCGUCGUUAUGGGAAAAGCUAGUUUUACGACUGAUGUGUCUUAUAUCCGGUAUGCCCUAUUCGAACUUCCUUACGGAGGAGGAAUACAUGAGUAUGCUGGUCCAGGCUGGGUAUGAGCAUGAUAUGAUUGAGACGAGGGAUAUCUCAGAACACGUCUUCGCAGGCAUUGCAAACUACAUACGAAAACAAGACGCGGAGCUCAAGCGAUAUGGGAUGACCGUGGGCAAGUUCAAGGGAGCCGCGAAGGCAUUUAAUUGGUGGGCAAAGACUGGGGUAUUACGAGGGUUUGUGGUGGUAGCUCGCAAUCAAGGGUAG